AUGCAGGACAAGAGACAACGAAUAUAUCGUUGGGUUGGGAAUAUAUUAUCAAACCAAACAUAUAUAUACGAUUUAAGGUUAGUUUCCACUCAGGAAAAUUAUCUGUGGAUUGGAACGGACGUAAGAAAAUUUUCUUUGUCUUGUGAGCUCUGGGUUGGAACUAAUGACUUUAACAAAAAGAAAAAUGUUGUUGUCCGUUCCAAUCCACGGAUAAUUUUGGAAAGCGUGGAAACUAGCCUUUAGGAAUAAUUUCACGUGAUGUUUUGUCAGUAACAUAAUAUCAGACUGGGUCUAUCGGAACGAACCAUUGCGAAUAAGUAAAUGUCUAAAUGUCGUGUCUUUGCCCAUCCACCUUUUUCAUCACUGACAUGUUUUCAGCGGCGUAAUAUUUAUAUAACUUCCACCAUCGUGUAUUUAUACGGUUAUUUUCCUUGUUUUGUAUUUAGGAUAUUUUGCUUCUUGCUAUGAGCUUGCUGAUGGUAUAUCAGAGAACAUAUUGCAGUACUGCUCCAAGUCCUGCGAAGAAGCUCACGGUAAUUAUAAAUAUUAUAUUUUAAAAAACAUAAUUCAAAAAACUAAAAUUAUUUUAGAUGACGCCACGCCGUGUGAUUUGCACACCGGGAAAGGUAGGGAGCUUAAGAUGAGCUGAAUCUAGUACGUGGACGUGACAAAAGAACAGUUAGUUAGUCUUGUUUCGUUUGGAUUUGUAACCAGUAAAAAAUUUUUUCUCAGUUGUCCCCCCUGCUCCCCUGUUUCGUACGCCGUUAUGCAUAUAGAAGGUUAAGUCGGUUCGAUUACGUGAUUAAUAAUAUACAUAAAAAAAUUCUCAAUUCUGCCGAUUGGCUAAGAGCAGUGCAAUUUUUUCGAAAUACAUUGCCAAAAAGUGAAAUACAGUGCCAAAAAAGAAAUGCAGUGCAAAAAGUGAAAAUAAUACAAGAAACCAAACAAUUACGAGUGACAAAAUAUGGCUGGCGUUUUUAGUAGAUUCUCUAAUCAAUUUUUUAUGUUAAAUUAAAAUUAUCUAUUUCGUAUGUGACGUGCACACAGACAUGACUGCAUAAUUAAUUUUUUUCAUGUAUAUUUUUCAUGUAUCUAUUUUUCAUGUAUAUAUUUUCAUAUUAAUAGGUAAUAGCAUGGUUUCUCGAGCAAUUUGGAAAAACAUACACUUGUGAGUUUUUCAAAGACUUUAAAUUGUUCCGAUGGUCUUUGAAAAAUUCACUCUUGCAUGUUUUCCAAUUUGCACUCGAUACCAUACUAUACAUGUCAGAAAUGUGUUCUUAUUUAUGUCAAGACUCCUGGUCUAAUUCAGCAUGGAAGAUUUAUGUGCGGCCAACGCACGAAACCAUGGUUCGUGGUAGUGCAUGUAACUUCUUUAAUUAGCUCAAUCGCGAUCAUUUGCCCGUUAUGAGCUCAUUGUCAGAGUUGCUACAACACCAGAGUGGUAAAUUUACUUUUUGUCACUGACACAAUAAUGGUUUGUUUUGUUAUUUUUUUUAAAAAACAUCGAAAUUUCCAAACAAAAAGGGCACCUUUGAUGUUAAUUUAGUAUUUACAGCGACAUUACAGUAGCUUGUACAAAAAUAGCACUUUUCAUCACAAAAAGGGCACUUUUGGUCCUUUGAAAAAAUUGGGGGAGGGGGCACGUGCCCCCAGUGCCCCUCCCCGGUUCAGACGCCCCUGGCCAACGGCCAACAAAGGUAGGGCCAAGAGGUAUCAUGGUAGUGGACUGGGGUUUAGGUAUGCUGUAGUUUUAGAAAAACGUCAUUUUGAAUAACUUAUUAUAAUUCAAAAUGGCGUUUAUCUAUGUCCGUACCUAGAGUACAGCAUUCCUAAAACGUGUUUGAGAAUUUUCGAAGACAAUGUAGUGGUUCAAUUCAAACCUCUGCAACAUGUUAAUAUGUUAGUGCGAGGACGCUUUAUGCAAUCAGAUGAAGAACCCAAAAAUUAAUUGUGUAAAUGUUGCAAUUGUAUCUUCGUCAGUUCAAAUUUGUUUCGCUUAACUUUUGAUACCACGACGAUUCGACGAUUCGACACCAUUUGCAUCCCCUCUCGUAAUUUAUAGUUCCAUGCAGUUAUCUCUGUGUAGACCGUUGUUUACACGUUUAACUUAUGGUCUAAACGCAAAGUUAGGACGAGUUUUUCGGCUACUCAGAUUUCCAUCUAACUUUUCAUGGUUAAAAAUUUUCUGGUUAGUCUAAAAUUAACACUGUUUGGGGUAACGUAAUGUACCUGGUUAAAUUUCUUGGUAAUUUAACCUCAGUCCAGAUUAAUUUUUCACUAUCGUGGCUGAUUUAAUCAAGAUUCCUGCAUGGCUAAUGAACAACUUGUAUGUAUGUUAGACUAAAUUUUAAUCUAAGUGAAGAGAAGGGAAUCAAACACUAUACAGCUAAAAAGAACACAAUGAAAUUUAUUUAGUAAAAUUGCAAAAUCUGAUUGAGAAAUGUUGUAAUUUAAAGCUUGGAAAAUAUAUAUAGCCUUGCAAAGUUUGCAAAUUUUCUAUAUGUUUGUAUUACGUGCGGAAAUUGUUACCAUGCAUUUUCGGCUUUAAAAUGGGUAACAAUUUCCGCACGUAAUUUAAUAUAUACAAAAUAGGCAAAUUUCGCAAGGAUAUAUAUUCCAUAUUUUACAACAUUUCGUAACCAAAUUUUGCAUUUUACUAAUUUUAAUAGUUCUUUUACUUUUUGCCUCGAUCAAAAAUUAGUCUAACAUGCAAGUUGUCUAUUUAUAUAUAACCAGGUAUAUACUGUUAUAUACAGGGUGUAUCAAAAAAAGCGCAAUCCUCGACUGAAAUGUAAAUUGCUAAACAAAUAAUAGACGAAAACGUUAAAGUUUACAUUCAUUUUAAAGCGUAGCCAUUCAGCUUUCUAACAGUGGGUUGUUUCUUAAAUUUGACUCAUUGGUUCGCGGGUAAUAAUACUUUACGUUAUUGCGAUUGGAGAUUAAAAAAAUUGAGAUGGAAUAACAAAUCGUUCUCAUGAAAAUAACUGAUUUUUUUAUUAAAACAAACAAAUGUUGCAUUUUAUUAAAUGGAUUGUAACAAUAAGUAUAAUUACGGCUUUUCUUCCACUAUUUUUAACUCAGUUUGAAACUUCGAAUGCGAUAUAAUUUUGGCUUGGACCAUCUAAGCUGACUGACAUCAACUUGCUAUAAUUUCUGUUUACAUUACAUCGCAAUUCGACGACACUCUGGCUCAGACACCAGAAUGUUUUGACGAUUUUUAGCAUUCGUUUAGGAUUUUCAAACAACCUGGUCUCUUUUAAAAUACUUUUAAUUUGUUCUUACGUGGUUUUCCAGAUGUAGUGACGACAACAUUAAAGUUUAAAGAAGAAAAUUCUAACAUUUAAACCGACUAAACAAUAACAUAGUAAACUUGCAUAAUUAAACAGCAACUAAAAAUGAUAGGUUUUACUAAAUCUUUUCCUGUGCAAUUAUUACUAGCAUUGGAGACAAGGAUAAUAGUUUGUUUGAAAGAGAAAAGAACAGGCUUUGAAGUAAGCCUAAAAGCGUUUAACUAGAAAUAGUAUUUCGAAAGUUAUUAAGCACAAAAGAUGCAUGAAUUGCGUUUAUUUUGAUACACCCUGUAUACUGUUGAAUUAACCAGGUUAUUUAACCAGAUUAUGUUAGAUGGAUUCUUAGACAGGAAUUCCUGGUUAGUAUAUAGUUCACCUAUAACAUAAUCUUGCUGGUUAGUUCCACCUUAUAGCCUGGUUAAAUUAACUAGGCUUUCUGGUUAGAUUAGCCUGGACUAUGAUCGAAUUAACCAGGACUGAUUAUACGUUACCCAAACAGUGUUAAUUUUAGAUCAACCAGGAAAUUUUUAGGCAGGGUGUUUUUAGAGUGUAAUCAAUAAUCAAUCAAUCAAUUUAUUCAAGGUACAAUGAUGUUUGCACACAAAGGCCUUGCAGGAGAAGCCAGUGGUUAACCUUAUAUAAGGAACUCUUCUAUACGUUAACAUAAUAAAAUAUACAUUAAAGUAAAUUCAUAUACCACUUGAGUUGGCUUUUAUAUUUACGAAAUUCUUAGGCUGACCAAUACCUUACGAGAUAUGGCUAUAUGGCAAGAUUUGAUGGCACGCCACCACCGGAUAAAAGGAAAAACGCUAUCGGGGAGUUUCAGGCGUAUGCAAAACUACCUGUAACAGGUGUAAUGGAUGAAGCAACGGUUGCAAUGCUUACUGGUCCACGGUGUGGGGCAAGAGACACUGAAAAGACUCCAUCUCGUUUGAAGCGUUAUGUAAAACAGGGUAGUACAUGGAAAAAAAUGGUAAUGUUGUUAUAUUUUUGGAACCGCAUUGUUUUAUAUUUUAUAUCGUGAUUUUAUAUAAUCUCAAAGACAUAUUACGCAUUUUUGCAACAAAAAAUGUCAAUAAACUGUACUGGCUAUUUAUUGCCCUUUUAUCUUGGCCAAUGACUUCGUUUUUAUGUGGUUAUUUCCUCAGUUAUUUCCCGUAUUUUUUCAGUUCAUACACAGUAGGGUUAAGGAUACGUCUGUGAUUGCAUGACUUAAGAUCAAAGAGAAAUAUUACUAACUUACUGUCAGAGAGUCAGGGCUGUGCGGGAAAAUAUCAAACCGAGGUCGAACCGAGUUUUGAAGUUUUCAUGUACUGCCCAAAUAGUCGAGGUCAGUAACUUUUUUUAUCAUAUGGCGUCGCACCGAGUAUGAGAGAAAAUAGCCUGGGUACGAGGUUGAUGGCGUUGUGUGUUUGCGGCAACUGAAAAUGAAAGACAUGGUCCGGUUAAUGUAACUUAGUGAAACUACUCUACAGCACCUUUUAUGGAAUAUUAAAAGAACAUUUUAUGGGACAAUUAAAAGAACAAAAAACAGUAUAAUGUCCAUCAUUAUGGAAAAAGAUAAAGGUUGAAGAAAAUCCAUGAAAGCCAUCAAAUUAUCCCCCUUUGAGAUAUUACACGCAUAUUUUCAACAUAAGUCUAUUCUCCCUAAAACCAUGACUAUACUUCAUUGUUAUUUACAAAUAAUUUUAAUGAUUUCUUUAUUAGAGCAAACGAAGCACGUUACUUAUGAUAGGAAAACUAUACAAAGCCGGUCGCGUGAAAAAAGCUAAACGUGACUGCCUUUUGUAAUUUUCCUAUAUGCAACCCGUUUCAUCCAUAUCUUCCUUCUACCCUCCAGACGAAGGGUCCUUGCUGAGGCGUUUUCCCACUGAUACACACGUAUAAGCACGGAAAAAUUUAAAUCCCCUAAAGUGUCUUAUGAAAUAACUAAGUGAAUAAAAGGACAUCAUUUGGUCGAAUGAUUUAUUGCGCAUUUGUUGAGGUAAUUACUAUUUAAAUAAAAUUUAGGAAGAUUUAAACUUUUUCUUGUGUUUACAUACGCAUGGAAAACCGCUUAACGACUUGGAUUGUGAGGCUCGCGUGUAGUUCAAAUAGCGCUUUUUAUUUUUACCCAUGAUUUGCACAAUUUCGAUUGUCUUUGUAACAUGAGCAAAUAGUUGUCUGAAUUUGAAGCAUGCUUAUAUUUGCGUUUCAAGGAUUUAUCAUGGAGUGUGCAUGGUAGUCCACAGCCGCGUGCGAAGAUCUCAUCAGGGACAGUUCGAGUGACCAUGGCAAAAUCAUUCAAGAUGUGGAAAGAUGUGAGCAAACUAACGUUUCGACGUUUGGCAGAUAAUGACAACAAUGCGGAUUUAAUUAUCAAAUUUGGCGUUGGCAACCAUGGUGACUUCUACGCAUUCGAUGGCAGAGGAGGCACUCUGGCACAUGGAUUUUAUCCUGGGAGUAACACAGGU
Paramuricea clavata is the source of this 5743-nucleotide messenger RNA. The record is from the annotation of a GenBank genome assembly. Lineage: Eukaryota; Metazoa; Cnidaria; Anthozoa; Malacalcyonacea; Plexauridae.